Drosophila persimilis is the source of this 2019-nucleotide messenger RNA. RefSeq names its product zinc finger MYND domain-containing protein 11. The transcript has 3 exons. Bases 27 to 1883 code for a protein of 618 amino acids. The record is from RefSeq and is a predicted model, not a curated record. Gene Ontology annotation, molecular function: protein binding; transcription corepressor activity. Gene Ontology annotation, biological process: regulation of transcription elongation by RNA polymerase II. NCBI's taxonomy places the organism in Eukaryota, Metazoa, Arthropoda, Insecta, Diptera, Drosophilidae.
UACUCGAUUUAGAUUGCGAAAUAAAGAUGACAAAACAGCUCCUACCUCCCGUAUGCAUACGCAUAUGGAUGCAGCAUUUAAUGAAUGGAGCAUCGGUGCCCAAACAGACAUUAGAGCGCUCUUUGCUUGGAUCGGUGAAUUCGGACAAGGCAAGCCAGGCAGUAGAGGAUGCUAUAGACAUGGGUAUUCUUGUAGCGCAAGGAAAAAGCAUGUUGUCCUUUUGCCAUAAACGGAAAUCAAUACCCACCUCUUCAGCGGACAGAUAUUGCUACGAGUGCAAUCUUCCUGGGUCACUAAAGAGCUGCAAAUCGUGUUCACGCUCUUUCCACGAGUGCUGUCAACGCAAACACCCAGAAAGACCAACAUACGAUGUGCCCUCGGACAAGGGCCAGCCGCAUAGAUUCCCACUUAAUGAAUCGGACUCUGAUGUAGAGACUAAAAGUCAAGAGGAGCCGGCUCGGGCACCGCUGUCGACGGAGCACCAGCUGGACCACAACAGCAACAUCAACCUUAACUCCGUUUUGGAGACAUCUGUCAAGCGCGAGAGUCCGGAUUGGUACGAUGAUGUGUCCUUUGUCAGCGAGCAGCCGGCUGCUCGUCAGCGAAGGAAGUCCACGGUUAAGACUGAACAGCCACCGUUUCUAGAGCCUGAUACGUCAAGCAAUCGGGAGAACUGCACUGCCUGUCGACUGAUGACGCUGGCAAGGAUCCACCACCCCCCGCAAUUAAACAAGAGAGAGCUCAGUUGCUUGCUUCAGUACUCAUGGUCCAAGCAUCAGAGCUGGCUGAGCACAGAUGUGGACAAAGAUAUGAAAAGUUUGAGCAGUCGCGAUAGAGCGCUGGUGAAACGCGUGCUGUUCAAGACGAAUACGCUCGGCCAAGCGGAUAUUCAAAAAAACAUAGAGACCAAAAAGUAUACGUACUUGACAGAAUUUCUUGUUGAUUUGCUCGACUUGCAGCAUAACAUAGGCGUCUUCUUUGGCCAUACGGAACAGGCAUACAAUGCCACACAGUGGCUGAUGCGCGAUGUCACGCACGACAUUCGGGAAAUACGUCGUUGUCCGGACUGCUUUCGCAACUCAAAUGAAAUGGAGUGCAGCAUGUGGUUCGCCAAGCCCUGUCUGCAGCGGCAUGAGCUGGUAUUUGCCAAGCACGGUGGUUACCCGCCCUGGCCAGCAAAGGUGAUUAGCGUGUCAUCGAAAAACCCGAUAAAAUAUGAUGUGCGCUUCUUCGGCAAACACCAUUUGCGGGCCUCCGUCUUAGAAAAGGAUAUUAUAACUAUAGAGACCGAUGGAUUAUUCAAGCAUAAAGGGAAGAUCUCGAAAGCCCUAGCCGCCGCCAUGAGGGAACUCGAAUGCCACAAGAUGCUGUUAAACUACUCACCUGACCUCUUUGGCUUUCACGCAGAUCCCGCCGUAACCAAACAACUCAUCGAUAAUGCACUGUCCCACUGCCCGGAGCCUACAAACACUGCUACACCUGCCAAGCGUGGGCGUCCCGUCACUCCAGGGAUUAAUAGUAAGAAGCGCAGAACUACAAUUACCCCUGCUCCAGUUCCCACACGACAGGUGCCACUACGUCGAUGCUCGCUUGCAGCGCGGAUUGCAGGGGGAAAAGAGAACGAAUCUAUGACAAUGGCGGAAAAUAAUGAUCUUAAACAGCUGAGGUCUGAUUUAACUGAUUGCUACGAGAACCUCUUGAAAAAGACUGAAGAACUGGACGCGCUGAAAAAGGAGUUGGACGACGCAAAGCGUAAGCGCUGGUGUCAGCACUGUCUCCAAGAAGCUGCGUUUGAUUGCUGCUUCACCGCCUCUUACUGCAGCGUAGAGUGCCUGGGUCAGCACAAAAAACGUCAUCGUCGUGUGUGCAAAGCCAAGCGUUAGAAUACUUGUAUUUUACAAUAUGUGAAUAAAUUAUACACAUAACUAUAAUUUGUUGCCUUUGCAAAGGCAUGUUUUGAGAGGCUGAAAGCACUCAAUCUUCCAUUUAGACAAAUAAAUUCAACAGUAUUGGAUUUAA